AUGGCAUCAAGUGGAAAUUUGGAAUGGAGAGUGAAUAUGGGUGAUGGGACAACAGAGAUUCUAAGGCCAGAAGCCUCAAUUUUGGGGAAAAUAAUGUUGAGAAUCAAGGGUUUUAUUUGGGGAGCAUUGUUUGUGAAGCCUUGGAAAUUCUUGGAAAAGGCAUGGGGGAUAGCAAAUUCUGAGCCAAAGAAGGCUAUUCAUGGCCUUAAAGUGGGGCUAGCUCUCACCAUUGUCUCAAUCUUUUACUACAUGAGACCUUUGUAUGAAGGAGUUGGAGGAAAUGCCAUGUGGGCUAUUAUGACGGUUGUUGUCACUUUUGAAUCAACUGUGGGUGCAACCUUUUACAAAUGUGUAAAUAGAGUUAUAGGAACUUCUCUUGCUGGUUGUUUGGGCAUUGGUGUUCAUUGGAUUGCAGCUGAAUCUGGUGAUAAAUUUGAGCCAAUUAUUCUUGGGAUCUCUCUUUUUCUUCUAGCUUCAGCAACCACAUUCUCCCGGUUCAUACCAUCAGUGAAGUCGAGAUUCGACUACGGUGCCAUGAUCUUCGUCCUCACCUUCUGUUUAGUUUCGAUCUCGAGUUAUCGAGUGAAUAAGCUGUUCGAGCUUGCCCGGACCAGAAUCAGCACCAUUGCCAUUGGGACAUCACUGUGUAUUUUUGUGAGCAUGCUUUUCUGCCCCAUAUGGGCGGGCAGCCAGCUUCAGACCCUCACUGCCCGCAACUUGGAUAAGCUUGCCCAUUCCUUGGAUGGCUGUGUUUCUGAGUAUUUCGAAAAUGAUGAUACUCCAGAGAUGAAAAAUGAAGAACAAGAGAAUCAUAGUUCCAAAGUUGAAGGCUAUAAAUGUGUGCUCAAUUCCAAGGCAUCUGAGGAAUCUAUGGCUAACUUUGCAAGAUGGGAACCUGCACAUGGGCGUUUUGGGUUCCGACACCCAUGGAAGAAAUAUCUUGAAGUUGGAGGAGUAAUGCGCAAAUCUGCAUAUUGCAUUGAGGCCCUUCAUGGCUGCCUAAACUCAGAGAUUCAGGCACCCAACUCUUUAAAAUUGCAUUUGGCUGAGCCAUGCAAAGAACUAAGCAGCUCUUCUUCCAAAGUCUUAAAAGAGCUAUCUAUUGUAAUCAAGAAAAUGAAAAAAUCAACAAAGAUAGACUUUUUAGUGUCAGAUAUGAACAUUGCUCUUCAAGAACUUCAAAAUGCCAUAAAAUCACUUCCUCAAAUGGAAGUAUCGUUAUCGGAACAAGAGGAAAACAAUGAGAAAGCAACAAUAACUCCACCUCUAAUGGAGCUUCUUCCACUGGCAACAUUGGUAUCUCUUCUGAUAGAAACUACGUCGAGAAUUGAACAUGUCGUAAAUGCGGUCGAGACAUUAGCAAAUGUCGCUAAUUUUGAUUCGGAAGAGGAGAAGAAGAAGCCAUCUUUAGAUAACCAUGAUCAUAAUGUAGCCAUGAGGGUCUUUCCACAGGCCUGA
Molecule: messenger RNA, 1458 nt
Organism: Benincasa hispida (wax gourd)
Lineage: Eukaryota; Viridiplantae; Streptophyta; Magnoliopsida; Cucurbitales; Cucurbitaceae
Product: aluminum activated malate transporter family protein
Biological process (GO): malate transport
Source: RefSeq, a predicted model, not a curated record